AUGCCUCGCGCGGCGCUGGUCUACAACCUGCUGUUGCUUUGCGUCAGGUGGUCCCGGUGCGGCGCGCUGCUGGGCGCCAACAUCGUGUGCGCGCGCGGGCUCACGGAGCGUCAGCGCGCGCUGUGCCACGCCGCGCCCGCCGCCGUCGCCGCGCUCGGCAACGGGCUCAGCAUGGCGUACGCGGAGUGCCGCGCACAGCUGGCGGGCCGGCGCUGGAACUGCUCCGGCGUGGGCGACGACCCGCGCCUCGGGCACGUGCUGCCGCUGGCGACGCGCGAGGCGGCGUUCACAUACGCGAUCACCGCGGCGGGCGUGACGCACGCGCUCAGCGAGGCGUGCGCGCGCGGCGACCUGCCCGCCUGCGCCUGCGCCGCCAACAGGAGACGGUUCUCGGGCGCAGCUGAACAGUUCGAGUACGGCGGCUGCGGCGAGGCGUCGUUCGGCGCGCGGUUCGCACGGCGCUUCCUCGACGCGCGCGAGCUCGAGGCCGACGCGCGCGCUGCCAUGAACCUGCACAACAACCGCGUCGGCAGGAAGGUGGUGAAGGAAAUGGUGCGGCGCGAGUGCAAAUGCCACGGCGUGUCGGGAUCGUGCGCGGUCCGCACGUGCUGGCGUGCGCUGCCGCCCUUUCCCGCCGUGGGCGCCGCCCUGCGCGACAAGCUGCGGCGCGCCAAGCACGUGGUGGCUGAGGAGUAUGACCUGCGGGGUCUGCACGCGAGAGCUGUGGCGCUGAGGCACCCGCGGCUGGUUGUGCGGAGGACCGGCAAGCCGCCGCGCAAGUCGGAGCUGGUGUUCCUGGCGAAGUCGCCGCAGUACUGCGAGCCCGACGCCGCCGCCGCCGCGCCCGGCACGCACGGCCGCCACUGCAACCGCACCUCCAAGGGCGAGGACGGCUGCGACCUGCUGUGCUGCGGGCGCGGCUACAGCACGGUGACGCUGGUCCGCGAGGCCAAGUGCCGCUGCCAGUUCCACUGGUGCUGCUCCGUCUCCUGCCACUCCUGCGUCACGCGCACCGACACGCACGUCUGCAACUGACCACACACACCUUGAUGACGAUGAUGAGUUAUCCGACCUAUUUAGGAUUUCGGCCAUGGCGACCAUUGCGACUCCUGUCUUACGGGACUAUUCCCACCUCUCGUUCCCACCACUGCAACUCCUGUUUAGCCAGGAUCUACAGCUUGACCGCCACAAAAACCCAACCAAUGAAGGUCAAGUUUGUCCCGGGGGAAAGUCAAACUGUCAUUGGACCCGCAACGAAAUUAAUCAGAAGAACAUAAGAGGAGUUCGAAAUUAUGGUUCGACUUCCCUCCAUUGCAAAGCGGAUGUCAGGUGACAAACAAAGGUUUAAAACCUUUAAGAAAAGACCUGUCUUGGCGGCUCUGUUGCGCCCGAAGAUGGCUUACUUAGCCGAUCUUCGAAGCAAAACCAAUAAGGGCGUCUAAGCACGCCUCCAACAUAAUUAUACUGAAUGGCGCCAGAUGGAAAAGCCUUUAAACAGUUGUGCGCUGCUCCUCGAACUCGCGGACUCGCCUCUUCACAAUCUCCCGCCAUCUUAGGUGCUGUGCUGCCAAACCUUUUCCCAUUGAGAGAACUCUGGAUCGAUUCCACUUCAAUGUUAUGAUUAUAGAGAAGAAUAGCUGCUGAAUUCAAACGGAAAGAGGCAUAUGACACCAUGACUCUAAACUAGCAGAGAUGAAACUCCAUAGCAUGGGUCUACAAAUGAAUUUAAUCUGAAAUUACGCAAAUAAAUAAAUUUGAUUUGACAACCUUACAGAAUUUUCAGGAAGCAAGUACCUAAAUGACGUUACGUUGCAUCAUCCAUCGAGUUUAAAAUUCGUCGUCUUAAUUUUUUUCAGAGAACUCGAUCGAUAAUAAUGUUGUGAUUUACAAGAGGUGAAGAAGAACUAUGUAAAGUAAAAAACAAAUGUGAAGUGAAGUGUAGUGCGUAGUGUUUAAAACAAUAAUCAAACACAGUGACUGAUAAACUAACAUUUGACCGUCCACUUACUUUAAAUAUCUAAGUUUAUUAAAAAAAACAAUGUUACUGACCUACUGAUUCAUGUGUUAUCAACUUUAGUACCUCUAAUUAACUAAUGAAAAGUGCUUUGUCUUUUAAAAUCGAACAACAAGCUUCUUGACUGAAAGAAAAAGCAUUUUUCGUUUGUAAAUAUGAGGGUAUUGUGAAAUAUUAACUGUGCUCUACAUUUUUCAUGAUACAGCUAAAUACAACAUUUUACGUAAUGGAAUAAUCCUUGUAACUUAACUGAAAUCAUUAUUCUAAUAAAAAUUGUAUCGCCAGUAGAUUGAACAUUCCCGCCAGUAUUUUAUGUACUUAAUAAUUACUUAAACGCAUAAUAUUUUAUUUAUUCAUAAUAAUUAGUGUUAAGUCGAACAAAUUCUCGAAUGACGCUUAAUGUUUUGAUAUUAUGUUUACGAUAAUAUUUAAUUUUAUACUUACUCUUUCUUAUUUUUGGUUUCACACGUAUUUUUUUCAGCAUUGGAAUUUUCUUGCUCACAAAAAGCACUUAAUUAAUACUUUUAUUUAAAACCAAUACGGCAUGGCCGUAGAUCUUUAUUUGUUUUUUUUUUAAUUUUUCACUAACGACGAGUGUUAAGUGUAAUUUUUUAAUAUCAUUAUUUUUGCAAAACCGAACCGUUCAGACUUUGCCCUGUUUCAACUCCUGAUAAUGUAUUAAUAGGGUUGUUGUCCCAACAUAAAUAAAGCCAGCUUGCCAGCACAAGUAACUUAGUAUUAUGAUGACAUGCAUUUAACGUGCAACUUGACGGCUUUAAAUUAUGAGUAUUUUGCAUAUCAAUAAUAAGAUGUAUCUAAUCAUCUGUGUAUGGUUCUUUCUAAGCUCUGCUUACUCGUAUGUGUUAUUUUACAGGCUGUAUUAUAAAAGAAAUGAGAUCAGUGAUUGAAAAUAUGUAAUCACGAUGCUUACUUGAUGCACUCUACUUUUACUUUAGAUAAAUAUUAUUUGCCAAUAAGAGCUGCAAUCCUAUCCUAAAAAACGCAUUUAUUAAUAAAAAAAAAUAUGUCUGACGCAGGGCGGCGCGCACUUUACAUUCCUUAAGAUAAUUAACUUAUUCACUUCAUUCGUUCGAUUUUUAAUAAAACAUUGUUUUG
Messenger RNA from Ostrinia nubilalis (European corn borer), 3130 nucleotides. It is a transcript of the gene Wnt2, whose product is annotated as protein Wnt-7b. The record is from RefSeq and is a predicted model, not a curated record. Gene Ontology annotation, molecular function: frizzled binding; cytokine activity. The transcript is spliced from 8 exons. Gene Ontology annotation, biological process: neuron differentiation; canonical Wnt signaling pathway; multicellular organism development. Gene Ontology annotation, cellular component: extracellular region. Lineage: Eukaryota; Metazoa; Arthropoda; Insecta; Lepidoptera; Crambidae. Bases 1 to 1035 code for a protein of 344 amino acids.